Messenger RNA from Laetiporus sulphureus 93-53, 501 nucleotides. RefSeq lists its product as uncharacterized. The transcript has 3 exons. NCBI's taxonomy places the organism in Eukaryota, Fungi, Basidiomycota, Agaricomycetes, Polyporales, Laetiporaceae. The record is from RefSeq and is a predicted model, not a curated record. The coding region runs from base 1 to 501 and encodes 166 amino acids.
AUGGAUACUCCCUCAAAGGAUCUCGAUCUCGACAAUACCACCGCCAUCGAACAUAACAAGUAUCUCUCGCACGACAAGCAGCCGGUCGGUCCACCCCGUCUUCGGUUUACGACCGUAUACGAUUACAGCAAGACUGCCUAUGAAAACGAACAGAGCAAUACGACCCGUGAUGGUCAACAAACUCUUCACGACGAAGCCGAUCCUGGAGUGAUCGACCGGCCGCUGUUGAGGCGAGAAUCGCCCGAGCUUCAAGUCGGCCUUCGCGACUUGUUGAUGGAGAGGGAAAGGCAUAUCAAUGCAAAAAUCAGGAAGAGGCUUCUUCGAGGCAAGAAAAAGGUGGACAACGGACAUCGCAGUGAGGCCGCAACUUCCUCAGGGCAAGAGACUGAACUAUUGGCGAGUUCAGAGACACAAACCGUGCCCUGCGCUCGUGCCAAUGGACAAGCGCUGGACGAUGCCGCCGAGGUGGAGACGGUCCCAAGAGGCAGCCUUGACGGUUAA